Molecule: messenger RNA, 1011 nt
Organism: Microsporum canis CBS 113480
Lineage: Eukaryota; Fungi; Ascomycota; Eurotiomycetes; Onygenales; Arthrodermataceae
Product: metallophosphoesterase domain-containing protein 2
Exons: 1
Coding region: 1-1011 (336 amino acids)
Molecular function (GO): hydrolase activity
Source: RefSeq, a predicted model, not a curated record
AUGGCACUUUCCAGGCAGCCAUUUAUAUAUAAACCCGUCAACUCGUCAGCUGAGCCAGCUCUUCAUCAUCUCUCAUCCCAACAGAGAACCAUUUCAGCCUCUAGUGCCGUGAUGAAAACCAGAUUUUUGAUACUCUCGGAUACCCAUGCAACGGCAUACACGGCUCCGAAAACAUACGCUGAUGUGGCCCUCCAUGGUGGUGACCUUACCGAGAGUUCUACGCUGGAUGAGUACCGAUCAGCCGUGAAGCUUUUAAAGGAAGUGAACGCUCCUCUCAAGCUUGCUAUUGCUGGGAAUCACGAUUUCACUCUCGAUAUACCAUUGUACAAGUCGAGAAUGGAUCAAGCACCACCAGAACGACGAGAGCGGCUGAUAGAGGAGUACGGUGACUUUGGCGAAGCAAGACACCUCUUUGAAGAGGCUGGUAUUAUUAUUCUAGAUGAGGGAACCCAUCACUUUAGUUUGGAGAAUGGUGCCUCACUAUCCAUAUAUGCUAGCCCAUACACUCCUUCGUUCGGGAGCUGGGGAUUUCAGUAUACGCGGGAACAAGGACACGAAUUCAAUAUUAAGGGAGUUGACAUCGCUAUGACCCACGGACCACCAAGAGGGAUACUGGAUGAAACUAUUUUCCAUGACGAGGCGGGGUGUACAACCCUUCUUAGAGCUAUUUCCCAGGCGAGGCCAAAGGUACACUGCUUUGGACAUAUACACGAGGCAUGGGGAGCAAAACUGAUUACCUGGCAAAAUACGGGGUUUUCCGCCCCUGUUGACAAGGAAAAUUCUGUUUUAGUAAACAGUUUAACCGGGGCAAAGGAAUCGGAGGAGCUUAUGAACAAGCUGAAGGCACGCCAGCUCGAAGGAUACUAUGCUACCAGCCAUUGCACAGAUGAUCCUACCCCAAUUCAGCCGGGGCAACAAACUCUCGUCAUAAAUGCAUCCAUAAAAGGACAUGGAUGGAAUAACUACCAAUUGCCGUGGCUGGUGGAUAUAGAAUUACCAAGGACAGAUUAA